This is a messenger RNA of Ichthyophthirius multifiliis, 1624 nucleotides long. RefSeq lists its product as hypothetical. The record is from RefSeq and is a predicted model, not a curated record. Lineage: Eukaryota; Ciliophora; Oligohymenophorea; Hymenostomatida. The transcript has a single exon.
UAGUAUUUUUUAAACGUUAUCAUAAUAAAUUUAAUUUUUAUAUAAAUCUUUGUCAAUAUUUUUUUCAUUUUCUCCAUAUUCAUUUUCCUUUGUUUCAUAAUAAAAGUCUGAUUUCUAAUAACAUUAGUCAUUAUCAUCAUUUUUGUCUUUAUUUGAAAAACUAUUAAUAUCGCUAUUCUUAUUUGGAUUUUUUUCAGAAAAACCUUAUUUUUCAUUUUCUUCCAUUUCUGCUAGAAGUGCAUUUCUAUCAAAAAUUUUUCCUUUUUCACUCAUUGGAUCUACAAAAAAACUUCCAUUUUCUUUAGAAAGAACUUUUGGUCUGAUAGCAUUUUUAUCAAUUAUUUCUUAUUAAGCUUUUUCUAAUUCCUCAUUUAAAUAGGAUUUAUUUGAUUUUGCACUCUAUAUUGAUUAUUAAAAUUUAUCUUCUGAAUCUUCAAAGUCAUUUUCAUAGACAUGACUUUCUUCAGUAAGUGUUUUAUCAGUUCCUUUUUUACUUCUGUUUAUACUUUAUGUUGGCGAAUCAUUUAGUGAAGAAAGUGCUUUUUUUUCUUUAUUUAAUAUUUUCGGAGAAUUCGUUCUCUCGAAAGAUUUUUCAUGUAUUAAUUAAUCAUUUUUCUUUUAAAGAAGCUUAGAACAAGUUGUUCUAUUAGGGAAUAAGUCUUGCUUGAUUUCUUCAAGAAGUAUUUUACUUAAAUAAUCUACUAUUUCUUCUGUAUUGUAAUCAUUUACCUUUUCACGCUCUCUUUCACAUAAUGAAUUCCAUAUAUUUUCGUCUGAUUACCAACUUAUUUUGCUGUCUUAGUUUGCCUAAAAAUCUACACUGCUGUUUUCUAAAAUGGUUUUGUCUUUUUCUCCACUUUACUCAGUUUUUAAAUAAUUCACUGAUUCGAAAUCUAAUGUAUAACCAUCUAUUUAUUGUUGAGUUUUUUUAUCUGUGCUUUUUUUCUCUUGUUUUUCUCUAUUUCUUUCUAGUAUAUCGUUUAGCUUAUUCUUUUAUGGAUCUUAUGAUUUUCCUAAAUAAGAGAUUAAUGCAUUUAUUUAAUUGUCCUUUUGUUAAAGCUAUUAUUAAUAUUAUUAUAAUAUAUGGCAUUGUUGGGUUUAAAGAAUUUAGUUUAUAUCAAGGCUUAAAGGAUUAAAAUUGGUCAAUUUUUACAUAAUUUAUAAAAGAACUUUAAACAUUAUUUCUUACUUAGUUUCUAUAUUUUAGAUUAUUUAAUUAAGCUUUUCAUCCAUAUUCUAUUCUAAAGGUUUCUUUUAGGAAUCUUUAUAUGCAAAAUAAGUAUUUAAAAGGGAAAACUUACUUCCAAAAGAUGAAUAAUUAAGCAAUUUUGAGAAAUCUAAAUGAAAUUUAGAAUAUAAAUAUUCUGAUUUUUCAAAUAUUGUUUUUUAGGUUUUUACGAUUUAUAAUUUCUCUUAUUACCACCUUUCGCAAAUUUUUUUAGUUUCUAAAAGCAUCUAUUAUACAUCACUUUAUAUAUUAUUGAACCUUAAUUUCUCUUCAUUUAAGUUUUUAGUUAUUUCUAAUGAUUAUUACAUAUUUUUUUUAAAUGGAGGAUUUUAUUGUAUUUUUUAAGAAUCUUCUAACUCUUCUUCUAUUGAAAACUAAUAUGAUUAACUUUUAUUA